This is a messenger RNA of Diprion similis, 846 nucleotides long. RefSeq lists its product as uncharacterized. The transcript is spliced from 5 exons. Lineage: Eukaryota; Metazoa; Arthropoda; Insecta; Hymenoptera; Diprionidae. The record is from RefSeq and is a predicted model, not a curated record. The coding region runs from base 1 to 846 and encodes 281 amino acids.
AUGAAACCGAGCCAAGAUUCGAAGACGAGUUUGGAAUCGAGUCGUGGGCGAAAUGGAGAAUUGAGUUAUGACCUAGAAAUUUCGGAUGGAUGCGAUUAUGUUGAGAAUUCGCAAAGGAACUCGUCUGACGAAAUAAUUUUAAACACUUAUAUCUACAAAUUUACGGUAAAAUUUUCUUCUCUUAAAACUGUUCUUUCGCAACUACACGCAAUGAGAUUCUACCAGAAAAAAUCGUGCAAAUAUUCACUAAAGUCUGCACAAGGAUUCAUUUUUGCAAAACGCUCUAGUUCGAGCUCCAACUGGGAACCGAUUGAGACUAAUUACAAGUUCGUCGGUGAUUUGACGGAGGUAGAAGACGAGGUGAUUUUUGUCGAUGGAUCUCGAUACAAGGGAACCUGGGAUGCUUUGGGCAUGGCAGGAGUCGGACGAUACCGCAUGCCGCACGACGUUCUUUACGACGGUAGAAUGUGGGAUGGCAUGCAACAUGGCCAGGGGAGGCUCGAAUAUCCGGGUAAGCAGAAGAUAGACGGAUUUUGGAGUCGUGGUCAACUUCAGAAGUGGCGAUACACUUUCAGCGACGGCUUGGUAUAUGAGGAGGAGAACUGGACUUACUGCAAAUUUCCGGACCGUCGAUUCAAUCAGUCGAAACUAAACGGCCUUAAUCCGGCUGGAAGGUCCCGAAGAACGCAGCAUCAACCGACCAAAGUGAUUCCUGCGGGCUCUUACGACGCCGGCGAUGGAAUUUUCGAUCCCUCGACCCUCCACGUAGCGAAUUUCGAUCGGCCUUCAAAGGUGAUAUUUUUCUUGGCAAACAUCCCUGUAUUAUUCGGAUGCAGACUAUUUUAA